CCAUUCAUGAUCACUAGCCCCUAUUGUUGACGAGAAAAAGGGGUAACGAAGGUAGACACUAAUAGGGUUAGGGUCACACGACUAGCACCUCUUGGCUCAGUGACUCACUCCAUCUCUUAAGAUUCUGGGAGACAACCGCUCGGUAUACCAUUUGCUUUACUCCUUCGUCUGUAUCCAUUCACAGCCUCAGUAUUCCAAAGCACCGUGACGUGAGAGGCACAUUCAUGACCAUGGCGUCUAGAAGGAACAUCUCCUCUCACUCCCCCUUUGAAGCCCAAAUCGGCUACUCCCGCGCCGUCGUCUCUGGGGACAUGGUGUUUGUGUCUGGCUGCACGGGAUACAACUAUGCCACUGGCGCCAUCUCGGACGACGUGUCGGCACAGGCCGAGCAGUGCAUGCAAAACAUUGCGUCGGCGCUGGCAGAGGCCGGGGCUACGGUGGACGACAUUGUGCGGGUGCGGUACAUGCUGCCUGACCGGGCGGAUUUCCCAAAGACGUGGCCUGUGCUGCAAAAGUGGCUGGGAAAGGUGCGGCCGGCGGCGACAAUGAUCCAGUGUGGGCUGAUGGAAGAAGUGAUGAAGAUUGAGAUUGAAGUUACGGCGAAGAAAGGGGCGGGCGAGGCAGGCGUUUCUGGCGAUGACAAGACGUUGCUAUAACGGCUGUAGGAGAUGCACAUGGGGGUUUAUUAACCGGUGCAUGUAUAUACCAUCCGAGGGUUGAAUGGCCAUCGUCGUACUUUCUACGUGCCCUUCUUCCACCCGCCUCGGACGACAAACAUUAGACUAGAUACUGGGUGAUGAGUGUGCCCAUUCCAUCUUGCUCCUCCAUAAAGAUGGUAGAGCAAUACAAGACAGAUACAGAUGUACAUACCCAGUCCAAACCGCGAAAUACCGAUAUAUGAGCGAAACCCAGAACUGCGUAGAUCCAACGACGCCCAGGGUAACCAAGCCAUUGGACAAGCAGUCGCCCAUUUUUAUCAUCAGCCAUAUAUCGUAAACACACACAAAGAAAAAAAAAAAAAAAAAAAAAAAAAAAAA
Messenger RNA from Canariomyces notabilis, 1037 nucleotides. RefSeq names its product YjgF-like protein. The coding region runs from base 225 to 656 and encodes 143 amino acids. The record is from RefSeq and is a predicted model, not a curated record. Lineage: Eukaryota; Fungi; Ascomycota; Sordariomycetes; Sordariales; Chaetomiaceae. The transcript is spliced from 3 exons.